UAGAAGUGAAUUUGUGUAAGCAGUUCAGUCCAUCCACCUGGCGGGAUGGUGAGUCCAAACCUAGAUGAUGCAGUGUUUAUCCGCUGCUGCUUGCUGCCUGUCCCCUUGGCGAACAGCCAGCGAUAGUGAGCUCAGAGGCUGCGUGUUUCUGCCUGGGGGUGAAACGUGGACCCAGAAGCGGCUCUUUAACAGCGAAGGAACCAGGAAGGACUGGGAGUCCGCUGGAUGAAGGGAGAGAACAUUUCCGUCCAUUUCUGAAACAAGAACAAAUCUUCCGCGGCGACUUCAAGGAGCCUGAGUCAUCGUGGGAUUUGGAGGAAGCCAGACUUGGGACACUCUAUGGAGACUUUGAAUCUUUCCCUCCUGCUUCCUUCCCAACUGGCAGCCUUCCUCUGGCUGGUUGAGUGGGGGCCUCCCAGACAUGGCACUGACCAGCCGACCCGGUGCUGACUUGGCUCCUGGGCUCAUUCAGCCUCUGGUGGCAUCUCGCUUUCUCCCUCCUGGGGCACAGUGGUGAGUCAGGGGCGCCAGCCCUGAGUGUGCUUGGAGCGUGUCGCUGGCACCCCCCAUUGCCCUCUCUUCCCCAAGCUGGAGGACGGUGAGGCUGUCAGGGGCUACGAUGAGAUGAGUGGGGGCCGCUUUGACUUUGAUGAUGGUGGGGCAUACUGUGGGGGCUGGGAGGGGGGAAAGGCCCAUGGACAUGGACUGUGCACGGGCCCCAAGGGCCAGGGCGAAUACUCGGGCUCCUGGAACUUUGGCUUCGAAGUGGCGGGCGUCUACACCUGGCCCAGUGGGAACACCUUCGAGGGAUACUGGAGCCAGGGCAAACGGCAUGGGCUGGGCAUAGAGACCAAGGGGCGCUGGCUCUACAAGGGCGAGUGGACGCACGGCUUCAAGGGACGCUACGGAACUCGGCAGAGUGGCAGCAGCGGGGCCAAGUAUGAAGGCACUUGGAACAAUGGCCUGCAGGACGGCUAUGGUACCGAGACCUAUGCAGAUGGAGGGACCUACCAGGGCCAGUUCACCAACGGCAUGCGCCACGGCUACGGCGUGCGCCAGAGCGUGCCCUACGGGAUGGCGGUGGUGGUGCGCUCGCCGCUGCGCACGUCGCUCUCGUCCCUGCGCAGCGAGCACAGCAACGGCACGGUGGCCCCGGACUCGCCCGCCUCGCCCGCCCCCGACGGCCCCACGCUGCCCCCCGCCGCCAUCCCGCGCGGCGGCUUCGCGCUCAGCCUGCUGGCCAACGCCGAGGCGGCGCGGGCGCCCAAGGGCGGCGGCCUCUUCCAGCGGGGCGCGCUGCUGGGCCGCCUGAGGCGCGCCGAGUCGCGCACGUCGCUGGGCAGCCAGCGCAGCCGCGUCAGCUUCCUCAAGAGCGACCUCAGCUCGGGCGCCAGCGACGCGGCGUCCACCGCCAGCCUGGGCGAGGGCGCCGAGGGCGCGGAGGGCGCCGACGAGGCCGCGCCUUUCGAGGCCGACAUCGACGCCACCACCACCGAGACCUACAUGGGCGAGUGGAAGAACGACAAGCGCUCGGGCUUCGGCGUGAGCGAGCGCUCCAGCGGCCUGCGCUACGAGGGCGAGUGGCUGGACAACCUGCGCCACGGCUACGGCUGCACCACGCUGCCCGACGGCCACCGCGAGGAGGGCAAGUACCGCCACAACGUGCUGGUCAAGGGCACCAAGCGCCGCGUGCUGCCGCUCAAGAGCAACAAGGUCCGCCAGAAGGUGGAGCACAGCGUGGAGGGCGCCCAGCGCGCCGCCGCCAUCGCGCGCCAGAAGGCCGAGAUCGCCGCCUCCAGGACAAGCCACGCCAAGGCCAAAGCUGAGGCAGCGGAACAGGCCGCCCUCGCUGCCAACCAGGAGUCCAACAUUGCCCGCACUUUGGCCAGGGAGCUGGCUCCGGACUUCUACCAGCCAGGACCGGAGUAUCAGAAGCGCCGGCUGCUGCAGGAGAUCCUGGAGAACUCAGAGAGCCUGCUCGAGCCCCCGGAGCGGGGCCCCGGGGCGGCGGGGCCCCCACCGCGCUCCCGCGAGAGCCCGCAGCUGCACGAGCGCGAGCCCCUGGGGCCCGACGGCGGCCCCCCGUCGCCGGCCGGGACGCCCCCGCAGCCCAAGCGGCCCCGCCCGGGGGCGACCAGGGACCGCCUGGCCAGCCCGGGCGCCUGGAACGGGGAGCCGGGCGCCGAGGGCAGCCGGCCGCUCACGCCGUCCGAGGGCGCGGGCCGCCGCAGCCCCGCGCGGCCUGCCGCCGAGCACAUGGCCAUCGAGGCGCUGCAGCCGCCGCCCGCGCCGGCGCAGGAGCCCGAGGUGGCGCUGUACCGGGGCUACCACAGCUACGCCGUGCGCACCGCGCCGCCCGCGCCGCCGCCCUUCGAGGACGAGCCCGAGCCCGAGGCCUCCGGGCCCGACUCCGCGCCGCCGUCGCCGGCCGCCGCCCCGCCGCGGGCCCCCGAGCUCGCGCCCGGGUCCCCGGCCAAGCUGGAGCCAAAGCCCAUCGUCCCCAAGGCCGAGCCCAAGGCCAAGGCCCGCAAGACUGAGGCCCGAGGGCUGACCAAGGCGGGGGCCAAGAAAAAGGCUCGGAAGGAGACGGCGCAGGCAGCCGAAGCCGCAGUGGAGGUGGACGAGGUCCCCAACACCGUCCUCAUCUGCAUGGUGAUCCUGCUUAACAUCGGCCUGGCCAUCCUCUUCGUUCACCUCCUGACCUGACCCUUGUCUACCAGAGCCAGCAGUCCCUGCUGAGGACGUGAGGACCCAUCUUUCUGCAUUACCAGGCAGGGUGGCCAAGGAGGACUGAACUCUGGACCUGGAGCCCUGGGGUCCAGCUCACAUCCACCCCACAUCCGUUUCAGGAGGCCUCGCGUGGCCCUGCGCUGGGUGGCAGUGGUGCCCAGAGGAAUGGAAUGUGCUGGGGAUCCUCCGGGAGCUCUGUGCCCGGCGGCAGGGGAAGCCUCAAAGGAAGAGCCCUGGUCUCCUGAGCGCGCCUGUCCCUCAUCCUCACCCAUUCCCUCGCCUUGCUGCUAGGGUCCCCCCUCCCUGAGCUUUUGUGUGUUUUGGGAGAUGUCACUAAACCAAGGUAGUAAUACGAACUCCCAGCCCCUUUCCUUGCACCCCUGCCCUGAUUUAUUUUAACCGUCUGGCUAUGGGGGGAGUGACAGAUCCCCGCGGCGGGUGAGCCAGGGAGCCACCCCGCCCCCCCUCCCCGCCCCGACGGGGCAGAGGCCGUGCCUUUCGUGGGCUUCGUGCAGCACACACUCUGUCCCUUGCUUACAGAUGUUCUGGAUGACAAGAGAGGCAAUGGACAUGCUUAGUUUGAAAAUCCCAGGAUACAGUGCUCCUGCCUCCUCCCACCGGUUCGGUCAGCUUCCCUCCUGGACCAGUAGAAGAGGGGGAGAUGUGAGGCCCUGGAGCCUGGGGUGGGAAGAAGGGCCAAGGGAUGGCCCCUGUCUUUGAGUGUGCCUGAGCCCGAGGCUGCCUCGCAUCUGGGGCUUCCCGUGUGCCCAGGGUGCUAAAGGGCCACCCCGCAGGAGCCCCGGAGGCUGCCAGGAUAACACUAGCGGGAUGUCCUGCGAAUUGGUUUGUCCGUUUCCCUCACCAGGGCCCACCGCAGCCUCAAGGGAGAAUGAGCAUGGAAACCCGUGGAAGCCCAGGCAGAUUUCCCUGGGGACAGACUCUCAGGCAGGUGCUGAAGACAGGCUAUUUGUCAACGAUCAUUUGCCAGGGAGAGAAGAGCAAGUCUGGGGUCCCCAGUGGGUGCAGUCUGUUGGAUAAUGAGCCCCUUGGCUUGCUUGGCAGAAGAUGGUAUUUGCAUGUAGCUCAUUACAGAUGUUUUGCACCACACUGGAUCUCCAGUCCCUUGUGCUUGCUGGGCUGGGUGGAGGCUGAGGGCUCACGGGCCCAUUCACCUGGGAGGACAGAGGAAAGGGCUUCUAGGCCCCUUCAAGCCCAGGGAAGGUUGUGGCAAUGUCAUCCAAGCAGAACCGUGGGGAUGCCGCUCUCCUGCUUGUUUCUGUGGACCUUGGGGGCUUUGGUGUUUUGAUCCAGCCUCCUCAGGGCAGCCCCGCAACCUGGAGUCUGUUUCUGAUGAAGUUGGCCUCGCCUUUCCCCCUCGGUACUUGGGCACCUUCCUCCAGCUCCAUGUGUGCUCUUUCAGGCGCCGCUGGGGCCUCAUGGCGGGGCUGGAAUCUUGGACUGCGUUUCUGUGGAGAGGAGCCUGCGGAUUCUCCCGUCCUCAGCCAGCCUGUGGCUCUGCGUCUGUGUUUGGGCUUUUCUGGACUCCGAGGGAAGGACAGGGCUGGGCUGGGGGCACUGCUCAGGGCUGGUGGGCCCCAGGCCUCGGCUCUGAGAGCAUUGUCCAGGUUUGGGGCUGGCCCAGUGCUGGAGAUAAGCCUCUGGGUACCAGAGCUCCCGGGCCUAGGGUUAGGGCUGGUGCUUGGGGUGAGGGUUCUGGAUGCUGCUGUCUGUACAAUAAUAAACCUACAUCUGCUCGCAGGCUCUGGAGGAGCUGCAGGGUCUGCUUGUGGGCCCAGCCUGAGGGGCUGACUGAAGCGGGCAGGAGAGGCUGGGGGUCCGGUCUUUUUCUUACAGUUCCUAUCAUACCCCUUCGGGGCAGCCGAAGGGCUUCAGUGCAGAUCAGAGACCUUCCAAGGCAAACCCUGGAUUUCUAAAGCAGACUUCCAGAACCUUCCCUGAGAAGCGUGUGUUAGAAGAAAGAGCUGCCCUUUGAAGUUAGGUCCUCUUGGCCUCCUGUCCUGCUCAGCCACUUAUGUCUCUUCUGACCCUCAGUUUCCCCACCUCUAAACAGGGAAAAUAAUGGUACCUCCCUCCCUCCUGAGACUGGUGGGGAUUCCACAAAGUGUCGAUGCUCGUGGAGGAAAGCCCGGCUGAGGAAGCAGUGGAGACAUGGAGACUUGGAUCAUGAUUGCCAAACACCCCAGUACCUCUUGCAUUUUGGUUGAGGACCCCAGAAGCCCCAAAAGCAUGGAGACGACCCAGGUCACAGUCAGAUAGUCACAGAAUGUCUCAGAGGCCCAGAGGCCACCUUCCUUCUCUACAGAGGCCCAGAGAGGAGAGAUUUGCCAGGGGUCACACAGCAAGUCAGCGGCAGGAAAGCAGUUGUCCCGACUUGUGUGUGAAGAAGCACUUCCGGUGAAGGUUCUCCUGCAGCUGGCUGCCCCGUGUGACGGUUGGAGGGGCGGGUCCCUCGCCCCUCCACCUCA
Zalophus californianus (California sea lion) is the source of this 5216-nucleotide messenger RNA. RefSeq names its product junctophilin 2 (gene JPH2). The transcript has 7 exons. Gene Ontology annotation, cellular component: junctional membrane complex; plasma membrane; sarcoplasmic reticulum. The record is from RefSeq and is a predicted model, not a curated record. NCBI's taxonomy places the organism in Eukaryota, Metazoa, Chordata, Mammalia, Carnivora, Otariidae. The coding region runs from base 625 to 2706 and encodes 693 amino acids.